AUGAAGUUCCUUCAUUAUUAUCAGAUUGAAUGUUUUUCUUUUUUUGUCGGUAUUUUCGCUUGUAUUCAUUCACUUUUUCUUUAUUAUUUUGUUUAUAUAUUUUCUGAUUUUCCCGUACCGUCUCCCUAUUUUUUUGAUAAUAAGUUUUGUUAUAUUGAAUUCUUUCGCUCCUAUUCCUUUUAUAGUAAUUUCGAUGUUUUUCAUUUAGCUUUUCUUUAUUUUGUUCUCGGUAUUUUCGUUUACAUUCAAGCACCCUUUCUCUAUUUUUUUGGUAAUUUUUUUUAUUAUUUUCACGUUUGUUGGGCACUUUUUCUUCUCCUUUAUUUCCAUCUUUGUCCUUUAUUGUUAAUGUUUCGUUAUAAUUUUGAGUUUGAGGUCUGGAUGACGAUUCUGACCCAUUAUUCAACAUUUCAGCGAGAUCCCCUGCCGUGUAAACUUUUUCAGCAGCUAACCCUUUUUGAGUUGGAAUAG
Messenger RNA from Meloidogyne enterolobii, 471 nucleotides. The record is from the annotation of a GenBank genome assembly. NCBI's taxonomy places the organism in Eukaryota, Metazoa, Nematoda, Chromadorea, Rhabditida, Meloidogynidae.